Molecule: messenger RNA, 1335 nt
Organism: Naegleria fowleri
Lineage: Eukaryota; Heterolobosea; Eutetramitea; Acrasida; Naegleriidae
Exons: 3
Coding region: 1-1335 (444 amino acids)
Biological process (GO): protein phosphorylation
Cellular component (GO): mediator complex; nucleus
Molecular function (GO): cyclin-dependent protein serine/threonine kinase activity; ATP binding; RNA polymerase II CTD heptapeptide repeat kinase activity
Source: RefSeq, a predicted model, not a curated record
AUGAAUAAUUUGAGAGCCAAGUCGGAACAACGUUUUGAAACUUUUAAUAGAAAGUACAAGAAUCUUGGAGUCAUCGGAAAGGGUGCCUAUGGAUCCGUGAGUUGUUAUGAAGAUAAAAGUAGAAAGAAAAUUGCUGUCAAACAAUUCUUCAUGAGGAGCGGUAAAGAUGAUGGUAUUCCUAUUACGUUGUGCCGAGAAAUUAAUUUGUUGAGAGAAUUGGAGCAUGAUAACAUUCUCAAAGUUCAAGAUAUUGUCAUUAGUACGGAUGGAAGCUUCAACAUGAUUUGUGAUUUUUGCAAAAUUGAUUUAGAAAAAUUGCUCAUGUAUCAUAAAACACAGACGAGAGCACAUAACACUUCACCGCCUCUCCCUUUGAAAUUGGAUGAUCACAUGAUUCGAUCAAUUUUGUAUCAGAUUUUGAAAGGUAUUUACUACCUGCAUAGCAAAUGGGUGAUACAUCGUGAUUUGAAACCCUCAAAUAUUCUCAUCAAUGACGUGGAUGGUGCUGAUCGAGGAUGCGUCAAGGUUGCAGAUUUUGGAUUGGCACGUAUUUUCAAAGCUCCCUUGCGAAAACUGGUUGAUGAUGGUCCUGUUGUGACCAUUUGGUACCGAUCUCCUGAGUUGCUUCUUGGUUCAAAGCACUAUACACCUGCUCUCGACAUUUGGAGUAUUGGAUGUAUCAUGUAUGAGCUGUAUGAGUUGAAACCUCUCUUUAAGGGAGAAGAGGUAAAACAAGGAAAUAAUCCAAAUCCCUUUCAAAAAGAUCAACUUGAAAAGAUAUUUCAAGUGUUGGGUACUCCAACAGUUGAGCAAUGGCCUUCGUUGAGCAGUCUUCCAGAAUACAAACAAUUGAGUAAUUUCACAAAACAUGAAAAUAAUCUGGAGGCUGUGUCAAACUUUAGCAAGGACUCACCAGAAUAUGAUUUACUUAAAAGAUUAUUGGAAUAUGAUCCAGCCAAAAGAAUUACUGCUAAGGAAGCACUUCAACAUCCCUAUUUCAAUCCAAAACCAAGCUCCAAUUGCUUUGAACAUCAUCGAUAUAUUUAUCCUGAAAUUAGACCUGUGUUACAUCCUACAUCAACUGUGUUGAGACCUCAUCAACCAAGUUAUCCUAAUCCUCAUUCAUUACCACAACCACCUCAAUACUCUCAAUCCAGUUAUCCACCUGUCCAACCACAACAAGCACAACCACCAAUGAAUUCCAUGAACCCUUCAAUGAAUGCAACUCAAAAGCCAGUCAUCAACAACGCAACAGGUUCAGCAGCCUCCAAUAAGAGGAAAAAGAAAGACGAGACCACUAAAUCGUCGUCAAGUUCAAAGAAAAAAAAGCAGUAA